AUACUGGGGAAAUCACCAUCCGCAGUAAUGGAGAAACACAAAAGAAAUAUAACGUUCUAAACAUAGCAUGCAUCAAUGGCUAACAACCAUCGAUUCCCCAUCGACGCUGCUGGAAUGCAAGGUGGGCCAAAGCUUCAACGCGAUGAACUAGAAAGAAUAGAACGAAGAGGUGGAAAAUGUGCAUCGUUUUAAAGGUGAGCGGCGCAUGAUGCAUCCAUCGCCUAGCUGCCGC
Messenger RNA from Acanthoscelides obtectus, 232 nucleotides. NCBI's taxonomy places the organism in Eukaryota, Metazoa, Arthropoda, Insecta, Coleoptera, Chrysomelidae. The record is from the annotation of a GenBank genome assembly.